GAAACAUUGAAGCAUGUACAGGAACUGCAUCGUUGGUGGCCAAUCGAUGCCUGAACAGUCGGCCUUGACACGAAGCGUAUUCAUGCCAGUGCCUAGCAACGACAUGCUGACCCAUGAGAUCAUGGUGUAUCAAGAGUCAUCAGACGGGAAAACCAAACGCUGCCCUUCACUUCACUUUCACCUUCGCCAUACAAACCAAUUUUGCAACCAUGACAUACUCCACAGAUCUCCAUCUCAUCUCCUUGACACAAAAUGUCCCACCUGCUGGAGUUCUCUCCGACGCGCCCGCUACCACAUAACAUCAACUCGCCGCCAUACGUCGUCUUUGGUAUCUACGGCCUGGACAUCACGUCCUCGCUUCCUCCGCACAUCCCACUGAACCUUGCCCUCCACUUCGCGCCCGCGCUUGGAAAAUGGACCCUGCCUGUCCCAGAUCCCACAUACCUUCCACGCUCCGUCGCACGCCAGUGUCUGCGCACACCAUACAUAGGCAUCGACAUUUUCGCCUCCAUAGAAGCUGUAGGUCUGGGUUGGAUCAUCAUGCGAAUGCUUCACCUCGGCGGCCGCAAGGUGGGAAGAGAUAUGUUCGGCGUGCAUCCCGACCUCGCGACCUCGCUAGCUAUACACAAUGCAUGGCUUGCGCUUGAGCUACCCAUCGAAGGACUGCGCGGUCUGCAUAUGCACAUCCAUGCCCAGCUCAUGCUAAGCUCUCCGCCAGUCUCUCUGUGGGAUAUGCGUAUGCUGUGGGACACCUUUCCGCAUACCUCGGAGAUCGUGAGGGCGAUGGGUCUGAACUUCAUCGAGGGGUACGUGAACGUGGAAUACAAGGUUAAUGAAUCUCUCGAGAUCGUGGAGUGGUUCCAAUCUACGCCUGAACUAUACGCUUUCUUCAAGAGUCUGCAGGACGCGGUGCCGGAGGCCAAGGAGAAAAAAGUUGAGACUGUGACUGUUCCAGCGGCGGAGGAGAAUGAGAAGGCAUUUGGUACCGGGUAUAAAACUGUCGGCAGAAAAGCGGGGAAGGCAAUCAAGGCGGCUCUCGCCAAGGAAGCUGCAGGACAAGUGGGCAUCAUGGAGCGAGCUGCUACGUGGAAGGUCAGUCCGCAGGAGAGGCAGGAGCGGGAAGCGAGUGACUUCGAAGCCAUGAGGAUGAGGCUGAGGAGAACGAGGAGCGAUGAUAGUCUGAGAUCGGUCGAUACCGCAAUCUGGGACCCGCAGACGCCGGAACAGGAGAUAGAGGAGGAGGAUGUGCUGGUCAGUGACGACUUGAAUGACCCCAGUAACUACUCUGGUGGCUUUUUCAGCGUAGCGCUCGCCAGAACUUUGGAGUCGAUCCGGAUCAGGCGCGAAGCUCGAAAUCCAAAGAGCAAGGCAUCGGCCCAACCACCAACAGAAGGCCUUGCGUCGGCGAAUCUGAUGCGGCACAGUGUCGAGAAUCAGCCGGUCUUUCAAAUCAGAGCGGCCACGACACCGCAAAUCCUCCAGCUCCUCAACGACUGGGAAGGAAUGCGGUCUGUCCAUCGCCGACCUGGAGAAGCAAAUCCAAGUCCUGAAGGAGAAGUAGAACAUACUGGCGCAAGAAGCUAAGGAGACCGUGGACGAUGGUGCUGUUUCUGACUCUGAUUCCUAUCAUGAUGAUGAGGGUGAUAUACUAGAGGGUAGCUUGGUCAGUGAACGAGAAUCUACGUUUACGCGUAUGGAACGGGGGUUUGAGCGCUAAUACACAAGUCGCUACAAGGUGAUCAGACCUCCACGAAUCGAACAGUAACUCUCACCACUGAACGCUGACAAAACUGUGGAGGAGAGAGACGGCUUCGAGGAAGAUGCUGCGUUCAUCGAACUCGAGGAAGGUUCGGAGUGAGACAUGUGGGAUGGAAGUGGCUCUCUGGUG
This is a messenger RNA of Macroventuria anomochaeta, 1888 nucleotides long. RefSeq lists its product as uncharacterized. The coding region runs from base 253 to 1584 and encodes 443 amino acids. The record is from RefSeq and is a predicted model, not a curated record. NCBI's taxonomy places the organism in Eukaryota, Fungi, Ascomycota, Dothideomycetes, Pleosporales, Didymellaceae. The transcript has a single exon.